UCCAAGUUCAGUUUCUCGGAAUCUCAAACAAAAUAGGGCUGUGUUUUACUCAGCAAUUCGUGAUGGAGUCGCUUCUAAAAAACCUCAAGGAGCAUGUAACAUGCUCGAUUUGUUUGGAUACUUACACCAAACCGAAGACCAUUGCUUGUCUUCAUACGUUCUGCUGUGAAUGCCUGGAGAGACAUGCACUAACGAGCCAAAAACAAGGGUUUUAUCGAUGCCCCGAGUGUCAGGCACAAAUUGGCAUCCCUGAAGGAAAGCGUUUUGAUAAUCUGCCGAGCAGUUUUCUGCACAACAGUUUGUUGAGUCUUCUCGCCGUUCGACGCAGCGGCGAGGGAAAUGAAAUCAGCUGUAGUACAUGCCAGAAGAAGAGCGCUGAGAUCAACUACUGCUUUGAUUGCGAGAAGUUUAUGUGCCCAGACUGUGUGAAAGCACACGAAGUAUUUCGAGAAACUUUGUUUCAAGGACACAAAGUCACACCAGUGCGACAGUUUCAAGCCACAGACUACGAGGCGUUGUUGAAACGGCAGUCAUUUUGCUCCGUUAAGUAUCACGAGAAAGAAGUAACAAAGUUUUUCUGUGUGGGCUGUCAAAGCUGCGUGUGUCAGAUUUGCAUCGCCACUGAUCACAAGAGCCACGAUGUUGUUCCGCUUGAAAAGGCAGCGGACGAUGAAAAAGCAAACAUCAUUGCCAGAGCAAAGCUGGUCAAAGAGAUGAAGGAGGUCUGCCGAGGCGUUAUUCGUGAAUUUGAGAACACGGAACAUGAGUUGGAAACGAACAUUACCACAGCUAAACGCCAAGUUUCCCAAGCAACCGAACAGAUGAUGGGAAAGCUUCGCCAACUACAACGUGAAGCCAUUACUGCCCUAGAGAAGACUCGCGUGUCAAGGAUUGAGAAAUUACAUUCUGGAAAAGCAUCGGUUGUCUCUUUCGAAAAGCAACUUGACCAAGCAUUUGAGUUCAGUAACAACCUGGUUGAAAGAAGCUCAAGUUCAGACAUAAUGCAAAACAAGAAAAAUGUAGAAGAACGAAUCAAAGACCUCAUCGAGACCACAAUGCCUGCACUUCCGGUUAGCUCGUGUGUGGAGUUUGUGUCGACAUGUGAACCAGAGAGUUUGAGUCUGGGAUUUACGAAGUUCAGCAAGACAGAUGUGCAAGGAUCGACCGUGGAAGGACUGGAUCAGAAUUUCCAAGCUGGUGUAGAGGCAGAGCUACUAAUUUGUCCCAAAUCAAGCGAAGGAGAAAUCAGAAACACUCAGCACACAGAUCGUGUUGAAAUACACGUAGACCCUGCGGAUCAGGUGAGGAGUUUGGUGACAAGUGAAAAAGAAGAUGGAAAUUUCCAAGCAAAAUUUGUAGCGAAAGUACCUGGUCCUUAUAAAAUAAAAGUAAAGAUAAAUGGAGAGAAACUUGCCAAGAGUCCAUUUUCUAUUCUGGUCAAAGCACGAGAGUUAAAUGUUGUAGGCAAGUUGGACUUACAUGGAGAAAUGCUGCAAGGUCCUGCCGGCAUUGCAGUGAACAGUAAAGGUGUUAUUGCUGUGGCUGAUUAUGAAGGUCACUGUAUCCUGGUAUUUGAUGAGACAGGAAAGUUUGUGCGAAAAAUUGGUUCUUAUGGAGACAAGGAUGGACAAUUAAAGGAUCCAGUCGACGUCACGUUCCUAAACGAUGACGAGAUUCUGGUGGCCGAUCAAUGUAAUCACCGAAUACAGCAGUUGAAUGUACAGACAGGGAACUUUGUGAAAAGCUUUGGAAAAAAGGGAAGUGGAGAUGGAGAGUUUAAGUUUCCUGUAAGUGUUUGUAUUACAAGUGAUGGACGUUUUAUCGUUGUAGCGGAUUUUAAUAACAGCAGAAUUCAGGUGUUUACAAUGGAUGGUGAACCUGUGUUUAAGUUUGGAGACAGCGGUCCAGAAAGGCUGGAUCAUCCACUCAGCUGCGUUUGUUACGAGGAAAAGUUCUUUGUAACUGACUUGAAUAAUAACUGUGUGAAAGUGUUUGAUGAGAGAGGACAGUUUUUGUACAAGUUUGGAGAAAAAGGAAACGGUGAUGGACAGAUGAAUAAGCCGUAUGGCUUAUGUGUUGACAAACAUAAUAACGUUUUCUUAUGUGAUGGGGGAAAUAAUCGAGUUCAACAGUUUACAUUGGAAGGAACUUUCACUGGAAAGACAAGUUCAAAUAUUCAGUUUGGAUGGCCGUGGAGUGUCACCCCAAUGCUAGAUGAUCGGAUUGUGGUCACAGACUUCAGAAAGAAAGAAGUUUACAUUCUGAAAUGAAUGCCCAUUUUUGAAAGUAACUAUCAAUUCUUCGUAAGCAAACCUUUUGCGAAUAUCUGUAAGUUUUAUUGUUUUAUUAAUUUACGGAAAACUGUGACAUGUCACGUGUCACAAGAGAACUUGAAAGAAAAUGGCUAGAAUCAGCAACUUGCCUUCUAAUUUUUCAAGGACAGUUUCAAAGAAUUGUUGAUUCAUCACUUCAGAAAUGUGAUUGUGUGAGCUUUUAUUAAAUUAUAGUAAUAGGACUGAGUGGAGUCCAAUUCGGUCUAUAAUCAUACGAGUGAUUGACAAAAUCGGACGACUACGAACGGGGAGUCCCAUUUGUCAAUCACUAGUUUAAAAAAGAAACUAGACAUCGGUUAUACGUUUUCAUGAAAAGACAACGGUUCAGUCGCCGAAAUGCGCGACAACAGCGCUUGCAUAUGACACGCAUUGUCCAUUUACACAGGCAUGACAUGUCAACUGUUCUAUUCAAUUGUCCAGUUACAAGCAUGACAUCUGCACUGUCCAAUUGGUGCUCAAAUCGAGCUGGUGAUAACCAAUCACAUGCCGGAAUUUUGUUAUAGUUUUGACAGACCACAAAAUCGAUUUCAAACGAGAUUAAGCUUUGUAACCGCUCAAAGAUUUAGGAGUAUUAUUAAGGCCAAAAAAAAAAAACACAUUUCUGCAAAAUAAAUGUACAGUGGCAUUGAUUAAUGUAAAUUGUUGAUGAUACAUUUUACUUAUCAACUUUACAUUUUUCCAGCAUGUAGUAGACUUUUCCGUGAGCAUAUUUUGGUAGAGUUUUGGUUAAGUUAAAUAAUAGUAAUUCUCUCAUCAAAUGAAGCAUGCCUUUGUAUCAAAUUUUUAAAUUAACACAUUGACAGCAGCUUGCAUGAUUAAGCUGUAAACAAUUCAACAAUUUCGUAGUGCUUCGUUACUUUUGGAGGAAUAACAUUUAAAUUGUUAUUAGAAACCGUCUAAAGACUGAGGAGUGUUUUGAAUGCAUCAAGUUUGCAUUUCUAUUUAGGUAUUUUAUGCAUGCAGGAGUUUUCAUGAAUAAGUUCCUUUAAGUAUUAUGAAAGUGUCGAUUGAUUGAAUGAAUUACAGAUAUUACAGGAUAUUUUCCACUGUAUUCAUGAACUGUUCUAAAGUGCUUAUCCUUUAAGUUUCUAUAGCAUUGACCAUCGAUAAAACAAAUAUCUUAUU
Molecule: messenger RNA, 3458 nt
Organism: Pocillopora verrucosa
Lineage: Eukaryota; Metazoa; Cnidaria; Anthozoa; Scleractinia; Pocilloporidae
Product: E3 ubiquitin-protein ligase TRIM71
Molecular function (GO): protein binding; zinc ion binding; ubiquitin protein ligase activity
Source: RefSeq, a predicted model, not a curated record